AUGCUUUUUAUUAUCGGAAUAGGACUGAAUAAUUACAAGGACAUUUCACUGAGAAGCUUAGAAAUUCUCAAAAUGGCCGACAAAGUUUAUCAGGAAUGCUAUACAUGCAUUCAAUUGAGUAGUUUUAAUGAGCUAGAAAGGGUCAUUGACAAAAGUAUAGUUUUAGCUGAUAGAAAGCUGGUGGAGGAGACAAAUAAAAUUGUGGAGGAAGCCAAAAACUUCAAUGUUGCAUUUCUUGUUGCAGGCACGCCGUUCUUUGCCACCACCCACACGGAUCUUUACCUAAGAGCAAAGGAAAGAGGCGUUCAGGUAAAGGUUGUGCACAACGUUUCCAUAUUAAAUGUGAAGGGGUGCUAUGGUCUAUAUUCAUAUAGCUUUGGAAAGACCAUUUCCAUACCGUAUUUUACAGAGAAAGUAAAACCAAUAUCAUUUUACGACAGUAUCUACAGCAACUACACCAGCAAUCUUCAUACGCUCUGUCUUUUGGAUAUUAAGACAGACGAGAAUAGGUAUAUGACAGUAAAUGAAGCACUGGAGCAGCUUUUAUACGCCGAAGAACAAACACAAAAGGGAAUUUUGAAUCUAAAAACAAAAGUUUUUGCGGUUUGCAGGUUUGCCACAGAUGAAGAGUUUGUGUGCUAUGACAGUGUGGAGAAGCUACAGCAAAUGAACUUUGGAAAACCGUUACACUCCUUGAUUAUACCGGCAAAGCUAUCAUGCAUAGAAGAAGAGUUUGUUAGCGAGCUUUUUAAAGAAUAA
Messenger RNA from Vittaforma corneae ATCC 50505, 759 nucleotides. Its product is annotated as diphthine synthase. Bases 1 to 759 code for a protein of 252 amino acids. Gene Ontology annotation, molecular function: diphthine synthase activity. The record is from RefSeq and is a predicted model, not a curated record. Gene Ontology annotation, biological process: protein histidyl modification to diphthamide. NCBI's taxonomy places the organism in Eukaryota, Fungi, Microsporidia, Nosematidae. The transcript has a single exon.